UCCAGCUAAGCAUGCAGCAGUCUCUCCAUUUUCCAAUUCAUCCCUUUGGAAAGUCAAUGAACCUGUAGAAAACCCAAAGAAGCUUGCUUUACAGCCAAGGAAAAACUCAAGAGACAAGAAAGGAAAAACGCUGAAUCCAAAAAGGAAGGGAAGUGUUAGCUGUGUGUUGGAACAGAACGACUAAUGGCUGGAUACAGAGCUGAAGAUGAGUAUGACUACCUGUUCAAGGUGGUCUUGAUCGGUGACUCGGGAGUGGGGAAGUCUAAUUUGCUCUCGCGCUUCACGAGGAACGAAUUCAGCCUUGAGUCCAAGUCCACAAUUGGGGUCGAGUUUGCUACUCGCAGUUUGAAUGUUGAUGGAAAAGUUAUUAAGGCCCAGAUUUGGGAUACUGCUGGUCAAGAGAGGUACCGUGCCAUUACUAGUGCUUACUACCGAGGAGCUGUUGGCGCACUUCUUGUAUAUGAUGUCACUCGCCACUCAACGUUUGAAAACGUUGAGAGGUGGUUAAAGGAACUAAGGGAUCACACAGAUCCCAACAUUGUAGUCAUGCUUGUUGGCAAUAAAUCAGAUCUUCGUCACCUUGUAGCUGUGUCAACAGAGGAUGGAACAUCAUUUGCUGAGAGAGAAUCUCUCUACUUCAUGGAGACUUCUGCUCUCGAGGCAACCAAUGUGGAAAAUGCAUUUGCUGAGGUCCUCACUCAAAUUUACCGAAUAGUGAGCAAGAAGGCUAUGGAUGCCGGUAAUGAGUCAGGUGCUUCUGCCGUUCCCUCCAAAGGCGAAAAGAUCGAUAUUGGUAAAGAUGUUUCUGCCGUGAAGAAAGGUGGGUGCUGCUCUUAAUAGGAUUCAAACAUAGGGGGGAUGUGGCUAGAGGUUCGUAUUACUCCAUCCUGUUUCUUUGUAUA
This is a messenger RNA of Carica papaya (papaya), 902 nucleotides long. Its product is annotated as ras-related protein RABA1c. Lineage: Eukaryota; Viridiplantae; Streptophyta; Magnoliopsida; Brassicales; Caricaceae. The record is from RefSeq and is a predicted model, not a curated record. Gene Ontology annotation, molecular function: GTP binding; GTPase activity.